CGGACUCGGUAUCGAUCUCCUCGUCUGACCCGCUCCCGAUCCGACUCGCCUUCUCCCUCCCCUGAUCCACCCCCACCUCCACCUCGGCACGAAGAACCCAAAUCCCAAUCCCGCGAGACGAGCAGACCCUCUGAUUGUUCGGUCCAUCGAUCUGUUUCAAGUUUUCAACAUGUCCGGCGACAAGGCGGCGGUGGCGGUGCAGGCCGGCGGCGACGCGCAGCAGCAGAAGCCCGGCGCCGGGAACCGGAUUCAGGUGUCCAGCUCCAAGAAGCCGCUGUUCUUCUACGUCAACCUCGCCAAGAAGUACAUGCAGCAGCACGGCGACGUCGAGCUCUCCGCGCUCGGCCUGGCCAUAUCAACAGUUGUCACCAUUGCUGAGAUUCUGAAGAACAAUGGUCUUGCUGUCGAAAAGAAGAUUAGAACAUCCACUGUUGAAAUCAGUGACGAAAUGAGAGGCCACUCGAUCCAGAAAGCUAAGAUUGAGAUAGUGUUGGGAAAGACCGAGAACUUUGAUGAGCUGAUGGCCGCCAGCGCUGGAGAGGCAACCGCAGGAGAUGGCGAAGAGCAAUCCUAGAAAGUUCUAGAGUCUCUAGUUUUUCCUUCUUUCGCCUUUUCUGCCCUUUGCUAGUUCUUGUUAAAUUGAGGGAUGCUGAUGCUUGGCGAUGAAAUGUGUUUCGGUGUGUCUACUUGUGAGGCUUUUUUUGAUACACCAUUUGAUUUAUUGCAUUUUGUUAGAUGAGUAGUGUCUAACGUGAAAUGAAAUUUGCUAAUUUCGUGGCGUUACUGAUCGCUACACUGUUAUGAGAUCAUCAUAUAAAUCA
This is a messenger RNA of Setaria italica (foxtail millet), 821 nucleotides long. RefSeq lists its product as uncharacterized. Gene Ontology annotation, cellular component: nucleus. NCBI's taxonomy places the organism in Eukaryota, Viridiplantae, Streptophyta, Magnoliopsida, Poales, Poaceae. The record is from RefSeq and is a predicted model, not a curated record. Gene Ontology annotation, molecular function: RNA binding. The transcript is spliced from 5 exons. The coding region runs from base 170 to 574 and encodes 134 amino acids.